AUGUGGAAGGCAGCGGUCCUGGCCGUGUCCCUGCUGGUCGCCGGGACCUGCGGCGGCGACAUGUCGCCGGAAUUCGGGGUGAAGUUGUGCGGACGCGAGUUCAUCCGGGCGGUGAUCUUCACGUGCGGCGGAUCCCGCUGGAGACGCGGCCCCGUCAGUUCAGGUGACGGCGCCCGGGGCCCGGGCGUGCCGGCGUUGGGCAGGGGCGCGCGGUCCGCCUCCCUGGAGGACAUCCUGGGCGCCCUGCGCUCCGCGGGCCGGGCGGAGCGCGACGUGGUGGUGGGCCUCUCCAACGCCUGCUGCAAGUGGGGCUGCAGCAAGAACGAGAUCAGCUCCCUCUGCUGA
This is a messenger RNA of Conger conger (European conger), 345 nucleotides long. RefSeq names its product relaxin 3b (gene rln3b). The transcript has 2 exons. Gene Ontology annotation, molecular function: hormone activity. The record is from RefSeq and is a predicted model, not a curated record. Gene Ontology annotation, cellular component: extracellular region. Bases 1 to 345 code for a protein of 114 amino acids. Lineage: Eukaryota; Metazoa; Chordata; Actinopteri; Anguilliformes; Congridae.